Messenger RNA from Parnassius apollo (apollo), 2862 nucleotides. The record is from the annotation of a GenBank genome assembly. NCBI's taxonomy places the organism in Eukaryota, Metazoa, Arthropoda, Insecta, Lepidoptera, Papilionidae.
AUGACUCAUGUAGAAAAGCGACAAACCCGCACGGGUAAAGAAACCAUACACUCAGGACACUUCAUGGUGUCACAUUUUGAAGCAGAAGAACAAGAUGAUUUUGAUGAUUUGGCUGUUCCCGUGCCCGACGAAGAACAAAUUAUUCAGAAAAAUUCAGUUAUUGCAACCUACACUGUACCUGGAUCAUCCAACACAUUUACUUUGUCCGAUAAAGAAGAAAGUAAACAACACCAACAACUUUCUAUAGAAAUAUCACUUACCAAGUUGUUUAAAUGUAUGUCCUUGGCGUAUAGACAAAAAUUAACUUCACCCAAAUGGAAUCGUUUCAAAGGUAUAAAACUCCGUUGGAAGGACAAAAUCAGACUAAACAAUGUUAUUUGGAGAUGCUGGCACAUGCAAUUUAUAAAAAAACAGAAUACUUUUGUGUGCCAGUUCGCUUCUCCAUUAGACGUUGACACGCACGUGAAACCAGAGACAACAAUUUUGGAAGGUAAAUAUUGGAAAAGAAGAGCAGAAGCAGUUAUAGCAGAAUAUAAAAAAUGGCGCAUGUUUCAUAUAAUGAGACUCCUUGGCAAGGGGGACACCUCUGUGCAGGAUACGAUGUCAGAUAUGGACACGGUGGAGUCAUUCUCGCAGUGCAGCGAUUUGGCGGGAAAUAUGCUCACCGACGAGGACUACCUUAACUUCAUGAGCGACACCCUAUUUUCGACCAUCACAAGCCAUCAACCGUUCGCCUUCCCUGAUUGCAGGGAGAUUGCCAGAGGAGCUGGUCUAGCUGAUUUCAUUCAACCAAGCUUGGGUCCUUUGCAGCCUAAUCUUGAUGAUUUUAUGGACACAUUAGAACCCCUCCAAGAUCUUCUGUCGACGCCUCGUCUGCCUCCAGUGCCUGAAGAGACGACGAUUCCUUCGGACGACGCGUUAUAUAGGAGUGGAAUGUCGGUAGAUUCUUAUAAUCCACAGGGUUAUAUUGCAGAGAGUGCAAAUACUUCUACAGCCACAAUGCCCACCAGUCAGAUGACCAUUCAUGGUACGAGUAACAAUACUCAGUUAACGUCGAUGCCUGAACAAGGAAAAGGCGAGGAGAUGCGGAUGUACGAUAACGGCAGACUAUUUACACAGUCGGAUCUACAGAACAACAUUUUGACUACGCAGGAGAUGCUUCCGACAUUCCCGCCCACCUCGUACGAACAGCAAACUGUUUCACAACCCGAGCCUCAAAUCCACAACAACGUUUACGUUGUGAAGUCACCUAGAGUUCAAUAUGUAAAUGCUCAGAAGAUUUCAACGCAACCGGAAUCUUGUUAUACUAAGUACAAUCAAGGUCUUCCGCCAUCACAAACAGCGCCAGAAACGGUUUCUCUACUGCAACAACCGGUGCAGCAUACUAAAUACGCUUCGACCAUAGUGAUUCAAGGUCGAAGUGGGUAUAAUAGAGAGAAGCCGCGGACGAGAGUAAAUCAUUACACGAAUCAGAUGCCAAAUAAUCAGUACCAGACUUACUCUCCGCCUAUACAGGCCCAACCGACGCAGCAUGUUUCGCCCCAGAGCUUCGAGACUCGACCUGGCGCCGGACGGCAAUCUUCGCCACAGAUGCAGUACUUACAGCCGAACCCUGUAGACUCGUACCAGACUAAACCGGUUCCGGUUUCGGUGAACGCUCGUUCCUUCAAAUUGCCUUCACCUCCUUUAGUGCCUGCCCCGUCGCAACAGGUACCGGCAAACAGUUCUAGUUCUUCGACUCUGCGCAACAAGGAGCAUUUCCGCUCGCACAGCUUGCCACUGGGUGCACAGUUGAGCGCGGACUGGCUGAUCAGUGUGGGCGCACCCUCAAGCACGCCUACUGCUGCCACAGCGCCCGCGCCAGUGCUCGUCACGCCACCAGACGCAACUCCAGUGAAACACACGCCAAGGGCGCGCGAGUCGUCCGGUGCGCUGCGGCUGCGCUCGCGCUCGACGUCGGGCGGGCAGGGCGAGCCGCGCCGCCCGCCGCCGCUCAACAGCGUCGCCUCCGAGCCCGCGCUGCCGCAGGCCAGCGUCAUGCUCGCGCAUCUGCUCUCCGCGCACCACUCUCAAAGCUUAUAUAAAAUUAAAAGCAAUGACGAAAACGCUGGAGGCACGGAUCCCACGAAAUCACCAGUUAUGAGGAGCCAGCCGUCACCAAUUGAAAACGAAGUAAUGUCUCCGCAUCAGUCGCUGUCGCCGCCCACGUCGCCGAGCUCGCCACGGGCUGGGUCCCCGCGGGAGACCCGUCGCUCGCACUUGCACACCGAGCAGAAACGCCGCUACAACAUCAAGAACGGCUUCGACACGCUGCAGACGCUAAUACCGCACCUGAACACCAACCCCGCCGCCAAGAUAAGUAAAGCAGCGAUGUUACAGAAAGGAGCGGAGUAUAUUAAACAGUUGAAAGCGGAGAGAAAUCAAAUUAAAGAGGAAAUGGAGAGCUUGAGGCAACAAAUAGAAUGUUUAAAUAAUUCAAUUUCCAACUGCCACGCGCUGCUGCCGGCGACGGGAGCGCCGGUGUCGCGAGCGCGUGCCGGCCGCCUGCGCGAGAUGUUCGCGCGCCACGUCGCCACGCGCACCAUGCACAACUGGAAGUAUUGGCUCUUUAGUGUGGUGAGCGCGGCGUUGGUAGAGUCGUUUAGCGCGUGCGUGUCGUGCGGCAGUAGCGCUGAUCUCGUGCGCACUACAUUGUUGUGGGCUGAACAGCACUGCUCCCUAGUCGAAAUGCGACCAGCGGUGCUGAAUUCAUUGCGAGUGCUGUGCACGACGACGGACAUCCUGACGAGUCCCGAGCGGCUGCCGGACGAGGCGCGCGCCGCGGCUGCCGCGGGCGCCGGCGUGAAACCCGAGCCCACCUAA